AACUUAGAUGUCUUUAACCUUUACUGAGCCGCUCAGUUACACCAACUCAUGACGGGAGGUCACAUCUUAUUUUACUCUGAACAGUCAAGUGCUGGUCGUGUGCCUAAAUGUAACUCGUUAAGCUAGCUACAUCAGAAGUAGCUGCUUAUUCAUUGGAUAUUUUAUUUUGAAUGUGUAUUUAUCAGUUAUUAACACGGAAGACCAUAACGUGUAAACAUUAAGAUUGAUUUAAGAUUAGUGAUAUCCUCCUGGUUCCCUGAAGUUCUUUAUCACAGCGACUCUGAAUGACUGCUGAUGGACAGGCUGCAGAGGCCAUGAUUUAAUGUUCAUCUGUUGACCAGCAGCAACAGUAAUGUCUGUCAACUCCCUCCUGAGAUACACCGUCAGGCUGAAGAGGAAACAUGUGGCUACACAUUUAUUCCAGCACAGAGCUCUGUCAGGGGCAGAUGCUGUCAAUGCACUCAGACCGUUUUAUUUUGCAGUCCAUCCUGACUUCUUUGGUCAAUUUCCCAGGGAACGGGAAGUAAAUGAGAAUUCAUUAAAGAGGUUAAAUGGCUAUCUGGAACAUCUGCAGAAACCCGGCUCACAGUCCAUUCAGCCAAUGAAACUCACUUUUUAUGUCAGGGACACAAAGGACAGCAAUGAUAUGCAGCCAGACCUCCUCACCUCAGGGUUCCGGUCAGUGAGUUUCACUCUGCACACAAACGAUGUCUUGAGCACAGUGAUGAACGUCUUGAAGUCCUGCAGCCUUCCCAUGGAGCACAUGAAGGGACUGAAAACAAGUGCAGAGACAUCUAAACGUCCACCUGAGGCAGGGCUGUCCUUUUACAGACCAAUCAAAUGGGAUAAGAGCUACUACGCCUUCACUGGUUUCAGAGACCCUGAGCAGGAGCUGCAGCAGGCUAAAAGAGUUGAGCCUAGACUCAUCUUGUGGCUGAGAAACAACGAGCCUGAGGCGACGAAGAAGCACAGUGCUAGUCUUCCUCUGAGAGAUGAGCUGAACAGACUGAAGAAGGAACUGUGUCACAAAUUUAAUCUGGCUGAUAUCAGGUGGCAGCGCAGCUGGGGAGUGGCCCACAGGUGCUGUCUGCUUCAGAGUCUAAGCCGACUGUCCCAGCAGAACCCAGAGGCCCUGAUCAACCUGCAAGGACACACUGUUGUGUUUGCUGACCAGUCAGGGAUGAAUGCCUCUGGACACAUCAUGCUGGGAACCAUGGAUGUUCACCAUCAGUGGACCAAACUGUUUGAGCAGCUGCCCAGCUAUCGCAGCCUGCAGCAGCAGACUGACUGGCUGAAAGAGAGGAUCAGCCUCCUCCUUGGUGGGACUCAAGUGGUCCACGUGGAGAGACUAGGACCAGUCCAGCCCAUCGCCGAGCACUACAGCACCCUUAACACUUUCCACAAGAACCUGAUGUCCCGACACCUUCGCCUGCACCCCCGAAGCCUACAGGGGCUCACCAUGUUGUUGGAGAAUGACCGCUCAAACCCCAGUCUUCAUCAGAUGGGGCACUUCAUUAUCCCCACCAACUGUGACCCUCCUAAGCUGCAGGUCUUCCUCCAGAGUCACGCCCCUGAGGCCAGACUGCGCACACAACGCAAAAACCAGCUGCAGGCGGAGGAGGACGCUGUGGUGAAGCUGUGUCUCCAGACUCUGUCUCUCAGGAGUCUGUCCAAGGAGCCCAGUGUCAGCUCCAGCCAGAUGAUUCUGUGCUGUAAAAGGCUGGUGGAGCAGCGCUCCCCCCUCAUGCAAGGCCUCCACUUCUGUGUUUCUCAUUUCUACUCAGUUAUGCAAGAUGGGGACCUGUGUGUCCCCUGGGACUGGAAGAGCUGAGCUGGACCAACACGGUCAUUUCAAGUGUUGGAAACUAGUAUUCUUAGCAGGUCAGUAUUGUUCAGCCAGUUUAAUGGGAUCAUUUGUUAGAUGUCAGUUGGACUUGAAUCACGUCGUUCUCUUGCUGGGAUGCUAAAUAUGACAAUUUAAUUAAAAGUGGAGUUCAGUGGUUCCCAACCCAGGGGUCCCAAGAUGACUAAGGAAGAAGAAGAAUAACAUUGCGUUUUACAUUUUUUUCAGAUUUUUCUAAAAUGUUUUUCUUUUUAAAUACUGGAGAAUAAAAACAAAGUCUAAGAACCAUUUAGUAUUUGGUGAGAUAAGGGAUGUGUCUAGACAUUGAUUAGCUAUAAAAAGGUUGGGAACCACUGGCAAAGGUGCAAUAUAACUGAAGGUGUCCACAGAGUUUUUGUUUGUUAUUGUGUGGCAUGCACUGAGAACGAAUUUAAUAAUGGUUCUGUUGAAGGAACAAUCCACGCCCUAAAUGUAAACUACAAUAGUCACCAAACCAGCAAAAUUCAAUACAUAAGGGUUGGGAGAGAAUAAGGGGUGAAAGGAUUCAGAAUGCUUUCAGUGAACUAGAGUGAAUGGCCACGCUGUAAGGCAACCUGCUGUCAUACAGACAGAUCAUCACAGGCUUUCACACACUGAUGGUGUGAAACUCGACGGUUCACCAGAAAAGUGAUAGCAGUUGUGUGAAUAAUUAAAAACAACAACUUGGGAGAGAAGAUUUAAACCCACCUCCACACAGCCGACCAGUCACUGCUGUGGAGAAUUUGUGUUUCAGAAAGUUACCAGGUUCAACAGUUCUGACAGUGUGAGGGUGUGAAAGCUUUCAGACCCUGUUAAAUCAUCUAACAAGCACUUUGUUUAAAGCACAAUGAUGUCCUUAAUUUAACAAUAUGGCUACUGUUGUAGUAUCUGAUGCUGAUUAGAAGUCAAACUGUUAUAUUAUAAACAUGUGAAUAUAAUUGUAAUGUCUGUGAUCAUAAAACACAACAAUACAGGAACAUUCACAAAGGCUUUAUACGGUGUUCUGUUACAGCACCUUUUGUAUCAUAUCUGAGGACUUACCAGGACUGUGUGAUCCAGCAUGUGGACACAGAUGCUUCACUGGAUGGAGCGGUUUUGGACAUAUUGGACAUGUCAGAUGCUGAUGUACAGUCUAGUUGUCAUUGUUUAAAGCACUGUUACUGUUGCACACAUGAGCAGGUGGAGGACCUGUGUUCUAGCUUUGAACUUUAUAAGCGUACCAUCGCUGUGAAACAGAUGGUUCUUCUCAAAUAAAAAUAGUUGUUCAAA
Molecule: messenger RNA, 3130 nt
Organism: Centropristis striata (black sea bass)
Lineage: Eukaryota; Metazoa; Chordata; Actinopteri; Perciformes; Serranidae
Gene: tcaim
Product: T cell activation inhibitor, mitochondrial
Exons: 11
Coding region: 353-1831 (492 amino acids)
Cellular component (GO): mitochondrion
Source: RefSeq, a predicted model, not a curated record